AAUAUUUGAGCAAACAAAAACAUUGAUUUUAGUAAAAUAUUUAGUAUAAUUAAAAUAAAAGUGCAUUCAGAAAUACCAUGUCUUCAUCCCGAGAUUAUGCUGAACUACGAAAUGAUGAAAAAUUCAAAAAAUGCGUGGAAAAUUUCGACAAUAACUUGGACAAAAUUGAAACUUCCAUUUUGACUGCAGUGGGUUUCAAGGAUUUCGAAGAAUUAUCUACACAGGAAAAAGUUAAAUUGGACAAUUACUUGGCCUACUCCAUUAAUUCUCUGUACUGGAUGUAUGUUAAACUACAAGGACAGGAUCCAAAUGAGCACGGAAUCAAAAACGAACUAUCACGCGUACGACAAACCAUUCUACGUGAUAAACAAAUCUAUGAACGCAAUACCAUAAGACCCGUAUUAGACAAAGGAGCUGCUGGACGUUUCAUUAAACACGGCCUGCACACACGUUUUGAUAAGGAUGGAGAAAAAAUAAAAAAUACAAACAAACAACAACAAAUGGAGGAAGAAUAAUUUUUAAAUUAAUAUUUUUACGUAUCAUAAGUAGAAGGAAUAACUUUUUAUAAAAGCAUCAUUUUACAUAAUUAAAAAAUAAAUUAAUUAAUUUAAGAAAAGCAAAAA
Molecule: messenger RNA, 623 nt
Organism: Calliphora vicina (urban bluebottle blowfly)
Lineage: Eukaryota; Metazoa; Arthropoda; Insecta; Diptera; Calliphoridae
Gene: Rrp47
Product: Ribosomal RNA processing 47
Exons: 2
Coding region: 78-515 (145 amino acids)
Biological process (GO): regulation of gene expression; maturation of 5.8S rRNA
Cellular component (GO): exosome (RNase complex); nucleolus
Molecular function (GO): DNA binding; RNA binding
Source: RefSeq, a predicted model, not a curated record